AUGGACAGCACCAAUACCACCUCCACUGGCUCUGAGUGGCCUCUUUUCAACAAGUACAAUGAGUUCCCUCUCGACCACAUCUACACCUUUUGCAUCUUUGCCUACUGGGUGCCUCACAUGUUUCGCAUGAUGAAGUCCAAAGGCUACGCAAAGGCACACCACUACCACCGUUCCCUCCUUAUUGUCCACGUUAUCGUCUCGAUGGUCGAAGUCGUCCUCUUCCACGCCAAGUCGUGGCACCUCGGCCACGAUCCGAAAGCGAAUAACUUUGACCUUUUCCUCUGUGUCGUACAAACUAUUACAAGUCUCGUCAUGACAGAGAGGAUGCGGUUCAUACCCAAGUUGACUCUCGAGUUGAGCCGUGGGUCGUUCCAGAGCAUGGCCUUUAUGCGUGUACUUGCUUCAGGUCUUGCUGUGUACUUGGAAUCGACGGAGUGGCAUCGGGCAAGCAUCAAGACGCUUGUUAGCUUCGUCUGGGUGCGAUUCCUCCUGAAGUGGUCUAGCAAAUUCGCCGGUAUAGAUACCCGCGAGCAAGCAUACUCGCUCAGCUUGAUUAGCGGUAUUCUCAUGGGUAUAUACGAAGGAACCUAUCCCCAUGGUAUCGCCAUCUACAUGGGCACAACGCUUUCGCUGUUGGCCUUUGAUCGCUGGGCAUCCAAGUUUGACAACCCCGUUAUUGACUCGUUGAGAUUCGUCGGAUUGGUGAGCCAUCGGGUUGAGAGGCCAAGUCAGGAGCCCGAGAAGCCGUUGAAGAAGGUUGAUUGA
Molecule: messenger RNA, 765 nt
Organism: Fusarium keratoplasticum
Lineage: Eukaryota; Fungi; Ascomycota; Sordariomycetes; Hypocreales; Nectriaceae
Exons: 2
Coding region: 1-765 (254 amino acids)
Source: RefSeq, a predicted model, not a curated record